AAAACACACGUCUAUAAUUUAUCAGAAGUGUCCGCACACAUCAUUUUUAUUCACAUGCAGCUCUAUUUUUGAAGACCUCAGGCUUGCCUGAACAUGCCCUCAUGUGAGUGCCUGGAGAACUUCACGAGCCAUGGCCCUUUAAAAGGCGAUCCCACGCGCAGAAAAGAGAGGGAGGGGUAGAUGACGGCUAUUAAUCUUCUCUCUCUUUCUCUCUCUCUCUCUCUCUCUCUCUCUCUCUCUCUCUCUCUUUUUUCAGUCUCCGCAGUCAGUCCUUUGUAGCUAGAAGUUGUACAGAAGCUCGUUUGGUACUGAAGGAGGACGGAUUUGAACACACACACACACACACACACAGUGCAGGUUUUGUUUUCGCAUAUAACCCGGCAAGUUAUUUACGUUUUUUUUUUUUUUUGUUUGUUUUUUUUUUGCACGCCUUGCUUUUUCUUUUUCUUUUUCGUCAUUUGUGCACGAGACGCGCAGAAGCCAACCAGAUGCCUCCAGUAGACCACAUCAUCUGAGCUUUUCCUGAUUCUGCACAAUUUUUUAUUAUUUUUUUUAUUCUAAUUAUAACAAUAAUCUUCUUGGAUCUUUGUGAAAGUGCGUGGAGGUGCGUCUGAGCUUCAUGGGGUGGUUUUGGUGACGUUCCGAGCCUGUGUUGUCUCCUUGUCCAUUGGCGGAGUGCGCGUGAGGAGCAUUACAUCAGCGCUCGGCGCGAUCGGAACGGGGUCUCGGUAAACGGUAGUCGAGACCCGUUCAUGGCACGCCGCACGUCCAGCGCGCACCAACGCGUCUAAGCUCAUCACCCCAAAACUACACGCGCCGACGUCUCGAUGGCUCAGAUCGCGUCCCCCGAGCCCGAAUCCACCCUGGACGUGGCGAUCGACCCGGACUUUGAACCUCAAAAGCGGCCGAGGUCGUGCACUUGGCCGCUGCCGGAGUCCAGCUUGGUGAAGCCCGAGCCAAAGGACACGUACAUCAUCCCGGAGGAAGAGGAUGACGAGGAGGAGAGCGCGAUGGCUGUCAGCGAUGGCACGGCCGACGCUUUGAGCUCGAGUGGAGACCAGGAUGCGGAGCAGGUGGGAUCUCAGAGCCAGGUCGGGGCGCAAGCGCGCGCGUCUGAGAUGAACGGACAGGGCGUGCAGCAGCAGCAGCAGCAGCAGCAGCAAACCCCACGCAAGUCCUCGUCACGCAGGAACGCUUGGGGCAACCUCUCUUACGCGGACCUGAUCACAAAAGCCAUCGAAAGCACCCCGGACAAAAGACUGACCCUCUCCCAGAUCUACGACUGGAUGGUCAGAAAUGUCACCUACUUCAAAGACAAAGGAGACAGCAACAGCUCUGCAGGAUGGAAGAAUUCCAUCCGGCACAACCUGUCCCUGCACAGCCGUUUUGUCCGUGUCCAAAAUGAGGGAACGGGAAAGAGCUCAUGGUGGAUGAUAAAUCCCGAAGGUGGGAGGGGAGGCAAGGCGCCACGUCGUCGUGCGGUCUCCAUGGACAAUGGAAACAAGUACACCAAGGGCGCACGAGGACGCGCUGCUAAAAAGAAGGCAACAUUACAGGCUGCCCAAGAGGGAUCGCUGGAGAACGUGUCUACUGGAGGUCUGUCCAAGUGGCCAGGAAGUCCUACGUCACGCAGCAGCGACGAACUAGAUUCCUGCUGGACUGACUUUCGCUCACGGACAAACUCCAACGCUAGCACAAUUAGCGGACGUCUAUCACCUAUCCUAGCCAAUACAGAGCUGGAUGAGGUUCCAGACGAUGAGUUGGGCCCACCCCUGUCUCCAAUGCUUUACUCGAGUUCCAGCAGCCUUUCUCCUCCCUCUUCAUCCUCUUCAAACUCCAAACAAUGCCCAGCUGAGCUUCCACGACUAGGCACAAUGAAUCUCAAUGAUGGGCUAACUGACAACCAUAUGGGCAACUUGUUGGAAAAUGUAACACUUGCACCAUCAACACAGGCAGGUCAAGAUAGUUCCACUUUCACUUUUGGGAGCACCACUUCCACUCCAGGCUCCUCCUCUUCCUCACCAAAUGGUGCCAGUAGUACUGGAGGGUUCAGUAAUUCUAUUUUUGGUCCCUCCACUGGAGCAUUACGCCAGACGCCUAUGCAGACCAUUCAGGAGAACAAGCAAUCAUCUUUCUCGAGCAUUACAUGUUUUGGGAACACCACCCUCCAGGAGCUGCUGAACUCAGACUCGCUAGGCUCCCACAGCCACAGUGAUGUCAUGAUGACACAAUCUGACCCACUCAUAUCACAAACCAGUGCAGCCGUUGCUUCUCAGAGUUCUCGCCUUCGCAAUGGCCUCAUGCACCCCAAAGACCCUAUGAUGUCCUCCUUCAGUUCUGGGUUUAAAGGUCAGAACAACCUUCUCCAGAACAAUCGACAUCAUCAGGGCUCCACCGCCCAGACAGCACUGCACUCGCUUCCCAAAAAUGGUCUCCCAAGCCUGGCCAAUGACAUCAAUAACGUGGUAUCCGCCAAGCAGCACCUCCAGCAGCACUCGUCCAUGUUGCUGAGCGAGACUUCUGUUUACUCGGGGUUGAACGGCAGUAACGGAACGGGGAUUUCAGGAACAGAACGCUUUCCCACAGACUUGGAUUUGGACAUAUUCAACGGGAGUCUGGACUGCGAUGUGGAUUCCAUAAUCCGCUCAGACCUAAUGGAUGCUGACGGUCUAGACUUUAACUUUGAUGCUUUGGUGCAAAAUGGUGUCAGCCUGAACCCUGUUGGCAGCUUCAAUGGGACAACACAGUCCAGUCAAAGCUGGGUGCCAGGCUGAAAGUGGUUCCAAAGGCUCAAAGACGUAUUGCAAAAAAAAACAAAAAACACCCCCACAGAAGAAUUUCCAUCCAUCACAAACUCAUGCCAUCCAUUGCCAAGCCUGCUGCCAGCACCAAGCACUGGAACCUAUGCCUGUUUACAGUCUACAGUUCUGGAGACUCCUACCUUUAUUGCAGGAAACACCCCAACCUAAAUGAAUGACUGCACACAGAACACAAAGCAGAGUCCAGCUUCGUCAUGGAACGAACAUGAUAAUUCCAAUGAAUUGACACAAAUUAUACAAGUUUCCCAAAAAAAAUCAUGAUUUGAAAUGAUGCAGAGCUCUGAAUGUGAAUGUGUACUGAAAUAGAGAACCUAACCGCUAACACCUAAACUCAACCCUAAACCCCAACCACAACCCUCAAUCCCAAACCUAAACCCUAACCUCAACCUCAAUCCUAACCCUAAUCCCCAACCUCAAUCCUAACCCCAAUCCCAAACCUUAGCCUGACCUCAAUCCUAACCCCAAGCUUAGCCCAAACUUUCAGGGUAUUAAAAACCUUUACAUGGGCUAUGGAGCAGGUUUUCCAUGACGUCCAUAUAAUAUAUUUUCAAACACCAUCUGCAAGCGCUCACACUUGAAUCGUUAACCAAACUAAGAUUCAAAUUUGAAGAGGACGAAGUUCAUUGGAGGUCACAGAGGUGCAUCUCAAAACACCCUUUACAAAAGCAACAUAGCGAUCGAGUAAUGUUUUGACUCGGGGGUUUCAGUAACAAGUUUUGCUAAUCUGCAGUCUAAUUUGAAGUAGUAGCCUAAUUUCAGAAUUGAAGUAAUCCCUUAUUGUAGCACAAAUAUAAUGAGAGAAAUUAUUUACUUGUUUGUUUGUACUGUAUGUAACUAUAAAAAAAAAAAAGAAAAAGUAAAGAAAGUAAAGCUCAUUUGUACGUAAUUGCUUCAAAAGUGAGAUUCUUUAGCUCUUACAGUAGUAACGCAGUGUCUGGGCUACGGCGUAUAUCAGUGUAGCCGAACGAACGAACGAAUGAUCCUUGCAUUGUGAACAUUUCCACGCCAUACCGGGUGCUAAAUAAUCAGUGUUGGGCCCUGUUAUGUUAGUAAGGCCGUGUGUGUGUGUUCCCAAGACUUGAAGGACAGAGCAGAAACAAUUACAAUUGCUUAUGGCAGCAUUUAGUUUGUGGGUUUGUAGGCUUCCUUUGUGGAAGCCAUUUUUACUGAGCAAAAAAAUAAAAAUAAAAAAAUAAGCUAUCAUAUGUAUAUUUGCCAAAUUACUUGAAUAUGUUGGAGAUGCUGGUAGCCAAAAUCAUAAGAAAAAAAAAACACAUAGAGACUUUCUGUCUCUAUAUGCAAACUACAUUACCGUGGCUCAGGGUCAUAAGGGGUUACCGUAAAAAACUUUCAGGUACCCCAUUGUAGUUAACUGCAACCUGGUUGUGUACAGUUUCUCGAGUCGAAAAUGUCAAGGGAAUGUGUGCAUUUAUAUCUAAUACUUCAAACUUUUAAAAAACAAAACAAAAAAAACUAAGCGGCAAAAAAUUGUAUUGUUGCGUUUUUGAUUGUGGGAGGGGUCUGGGCUUGUUUUUUCUUCUUGUAUAAAAUGAUAAAACAAUAAAAUCCCCUAGUGUUCUUCGUUGUCUCCACCCACUAUGCAUGUAUGUAACUGUGCAUAUGCAUCGUGUGAAAUACGUACGAACAUCCUGCUUUUACAAUUCUGUAGCAUCGUAACGAUGGCACUUUUUUUUUUUUUGGUUUCGUUCAAAUAUGAAGUGUUGAAAAUGGUGUGGGGAUAUAUGACAUCACGGGGUUAUAAAAUACCCCAAUGCUAAUCAAGGCUAGAGGUCAAGUGUUAGGUGUUGUUAAAUGUUCGUAUUGUUCCAUGCACAAAAUUGUAGUUAUAAAUGAUAUAAAUAAAGGCCUCAUUGAUCAAAAUUAUGCAAAAAUGUUUCACAAGCCACGCCCCCAAACUCCCCAAAUUUUGGAAAACGUUACCCAGGUUUUCUUCGGAGUCGAUUCGUAAAAGUGGGGACUGUGUAACUUUUCAUAGGCCACACCCCUUAAAUUUGAAACAUUACCAGCCGGGACAAAGAUUUCCUUUUGUUUUUGUGGUGAUGCCCACAAAACUCCAUAUAAGGCAAAGCUCAAAGUGUAAAAUGAGCAUAAGAUGAUUUUUUAGGGAAAGCGGUUUCUCUAGAGGGGCAAAUUGCUGGUUAUUAUGGCUGAUUUUUACACCGAUGAGCUGGAACAAAAAAACUACAAUACGUUGGCAAAGAAAAUGUUUAAAUAUCUGCUAAAUUUGCACCAAUGAUGGUGAAGCUCAGCGGGACACACCUGAGGUCUCUAAAUGCGUCAGUAGAAGGAAAUUCAAGCACUUAGUGAAAAAAAAGAAAUUGGGCGAGAUGGUUUGCACAAUAAUUGUGCACUUAUUCGUUCAGACCCGGUUUAAUAAAUGAGGCCUGUUGUUUAUCUGGUUUAAGACUGUUUUAGAUUUUUAUUGACCCUUCGUCUUGCACGUGGUUCUCCUUCCUGUUCUUGCUCUUCUUUUUAUUAAGUUCUUGGAGAACUGAGUGAGAUACCACCUUGAUAAGUUCUCCAGGAAUGAUAGUGAUCUUCUAAUCCAUCCAGAUAUAAAAUCCACCCAAGGUGUUCUAUGGUCCAUGCUGAGAAUCCCAAACAUCUACCACUAUUCUAAUCUUUUUCCUGAUUGUGUCCAACCUUGACUCUAUAGUAAUGACUUCUCUUUUUGAUGUUAGUGGGUAUAUUUUCCCCCUUCCCCGUGUACUCCAUUUUGAACUGCGACCUAGUUUGUAUUAAAAAAACAUGGUGCGCAUGUAAAUAAAGCUUGAUUGAGCUCUA
Messenger RNA from Silurus meridionalis, 5624 nucleotides. It is a transcript of the gene foxo3b, whose product is annotated as forkhead box O3b. Lineage: Eukaryota; Metazoa; Chordata; Actinopteri; Siluriformes; Siluridae. The coding region runs from base 828 to 2774 and encodes 648 amino acids. Gene Ontology annotation, biological process: regulation of transcription by RNA polymerase II. The transcript is spliced from 4 exons. The record is from RefSeq and is a predicted model, not a curated record. Gene Ontology annotation, cellular component: mitochondrial matrix; nucleus. Gene Ontology annotation, molecular function: RNA polymerase II cis-regulatory region sequence-specific DNA binding; DNA-binding transcription factor activity, RNA polymerase II-specific.